Molecule: messenger RNA, 1188 nt
Organism: Pieris napi
Lineage: Eukaryota; Metazoa; Arthropoda; Insecta; Lepidoptera; Pieridae
Gene: betaggt-II
Product: geranylgeranyl transferase type-2 subunit beta
Exons: 6
Coding region: 126-1127 (333 amino acids)
Biological process (GO): protein geranylgeranylation
Cellular component (GO): Rab-protein geranylgeranyltransferase complex
Molecular function (GO): Rab geranylgeranyltransferase activity
Source: RefSeq, a predicted model, not a curated record
AUAAGUAUUAACUAAAGUACUACGACAUCAUAAUUAAAAUUUGUUAUUUUUUUAUAAUUACUGUUAAAAAUAAUGUCGUUAACAUAAUUUGAUAGAAUUUAUAUGAACUGAAGAUUCCUACAACUAUGUCUUUUAAAACCAAAGAUGUUGUCUUAUCCCAGACUCGGCCGACAACUUUAUUAUUACAAAAACACGCAGACUACCUCGCAAGUUACGGAUUAAAUAAAGAUGAUUUUGAGUACUGCAUGACUGAAUAUCUUCGAAUGUCUGGUAUCUACUGGAGCCUUACUGCUAUGGAGUUAAUGGACCAAUCAUCUAGGAUGCCUAAAGAUGAUAUAAUAGAGUUUAUUUCAUUGUGUCAGGACAGUGAAAGUGGUGGUAUUUCUGCAAGUAAUGGUCAUGAUCCUCACAUGCUUUAUACACUAAGUGCUGUACAGGUCCUAGCGAUGUAUGAUAGAUUGGAUGCCAUAAAUAUAGAUGGGGUAGUCAAAUUUGUGGCUUCAUUGCAACAAGAUGAUGGUAGUUUUUUUGGUGACAAAUGGGGAGAAGUGGAUACAAGAUUUUCAUUCUGUGCUGUGAUGACACUAUCCUUGCUUCAUCGCCUUGAUGCAAUAAAUGUUAAUAGAGCAGUUGAUUUUGUCCUCAGCUGUAUGAACUUUGAUGGAGGUUUUGGAUCUAAACCAGGAUCAGAAAGUCAUGCUGGUCUUAUCUACUGCUGUGUUGGUACAUUAUCAAUAUGCAAGCGUAUGGAUGCCUUAAAGGUGGAUGAAUUAGCUUGGUGGCUUUGUGAACGGCAACUACCCAGUGGUGGACUUAAUGGUCGGCCAGAAAAAUUACCAGACUUGUGUUACUCUUGGUGGGUCAUGGCUUCGCUAUCUAUGUUAAACAGAAUUCACUGGGUUGACCAAGAAAAACUAGAACAAUAUAUUUUGGCUUGCCAAGAUUCAGAAACGGGAGGAUUCAGUGAUAGACCUGGAGAUAUAACAGAUCCCUUUCACACUUUGUUUGGGUUGGCGGGUCUAUCUUUGCUAGGAAAUUCUAGUAUUAAACAAGUAAAUCCCACUUAUUGUAUGCCCCAAGAAACAAUAGACCGCCUAAGGCUAGAACCACAGAUAUUACUUAUUUAGAUUUAAUAUUAAAUAUUAUUAUUAUGCUUGUAAAGUGUAUUUAAUACAAAUAAUAGAUAUC